CCUCCUCCUCCUCCUCUCUGCCCCUCAGGCUUCUGUGUGUGACACGUAAACUUUGUCCGGUCCAGUCGUGCCCACACAGGACACCUCCACCUGGGGCAGGGAGAGCAGAGAGAGGCCCUGUCCCGAACCGCAGUCCGGCAUUUAGGAAAAUGGAGGCGAGAGACGCGAUAGCAGGUGCUCUUGUGGGCAGUGAUGGAGAAGAGCAAGCUGCACAGGAAGCUCCUAAAGCAGAAAAAACACCCACCAAAAGCAAGAUGGAGCAGCUCUUUGGGUUCAAGAGGGAAGACCUGAGCUCCUGGCAGAGCCUGGUGGCCCUCCUGAACCGCCCCACUGACCCUGCAUGUCUGGGCAUCUUCCGCUGCUUGUUUGGUAUGCUGAUGGCUAUUGACAUCACCCAGGAACGUGGCCUCAGUCACCUGGACUACAAGUACCUGGACGGGGCUCCUGUGUGUCGAUUUCCCCUCUUUAAUUUCUUACAGCCGCUGCCGAUGGACUGGAUGUACCUGGUGUACAUGGUGAUGUUCCUCGGCGCCUUGGGCAUCAUGCUCGGCUGUUUCUACCGUCUCUCCUGCCUCAUGUUCAUCUCGACGUACUGGUACAUCUUCUUUCUGGACAAAACCGCCUGGAACAAUCACUCGUACCUGUAUGGCCUCAUUGGAUUUCAGCUCACCCUCAUGGAUGGCAACAGAUACUGGUCUAUCGAUGGACUGCGGCGACCUUCGAUAAGAAACGCUCAUGUGCCUCUGUGGAAUUACACUUUGCUGAGGACACAGAUAUUUCUAGUUUACUUCAUCGCUGGGAUCAAGAAGUUGGAUGCUGAUUGGGUGGAGGGAUACUCGAUGUCAUAUCUGGCACACCACUGGCUCUUUGAUCCUUUCAAAGUGAUUCUUCCUGUUGAGGUCGUGAGUCUGCUGGUGGUGCACGGAGGUGGUCUUGUUCUGGAUCUGACUGCCGGCUAUCUGCUGUUUUUUGAUGCAACACGGCCUUAUGCGUUUUUCUUUGUCUCCUACUUUCACUGCAUGAACUCUCAGCUGUUCAGCAUCGGGAUGUUCUCCUACACAAUGCUGGCCACCAGCCCUCUUUUUUGCUACCCUGAUUGGCCGAGAAGAUUCUUCGGCCAUUUCCCGACAUUCCUGAAGCCAGUCCUGCCUUUUACCUCACCGGACUCUCAGACCAGCACGUCCUGCGCUUAUCCAGAGAGCCAAAGCACCAGCCGUGAACAACAGGAGACCCCAGCUGUUCCCAAAGCUCCAAAACUGAGAUUUAAGCACAAGCUGCGAGCCGUUUUUGCUAUUGUCUACAUAAUUGAGCAGCUCUUCCUGCCUUACUCCCACUUCAUCACUCAGGGUUACAACAACUGGACAAACGGCUUGUACGGCUACUCGUGGGACAUGAUGGUUCACUCCCGCAGCCAUCAGCAUGUGAAGAUCACCUACAAAGAUGGAAAAACUGGUGAAAUCGGAUAUCUGAACCCAGGGGUGUUCACACAGAGCAAACGCUGGAAAGACCACGGAGACAUGCUGAAGCAGUACGCUACAUGCCUCCAUCAGUUCCUGCCGCGUUACAACAUCUCUGAUCCUGAAAUCUACUUUGACAUCUGGGUGUCUAUCAAUGAACGCUUCCAGCAGAGGAUCUUUGAUCCUCGCGUGGACAUUGUGAGGGCUGAAUGGUCACCUUUCAAACCAAACCCUUGGCUGAUGCCUCUGUUGGUGGAUCUCUCACCUUGGAGGAACAAGUUCCAGGAGAUUGAAGGCAGUUUGGACAAUCAGACCGAGAUCGUCUUUAUUGCUGAUUUCCCAGGUCUCCACUUGGAGAACUUUGUAAGUGAAGAUCUGGGCAACACCAGCAUCCAUGUGCUGCAGGGCCAAGUGAGUGUGGAGGUAGUGGAGGAGAAAAAGAACCACACUCUGCAGCCUGGUGAGCAGAUGCAGGUACCUGCUGGGGCUUAUCAUAAGGUCUACACAGUGUCUGAGGGUCCCUCCUGCUACAUGUACAUCUAUGUGAACACCACAGAGGCGGCGCUGCAGGAGAACUUCACCAAACUGUUUGAGCUCCAGGAGCGAGUUCGCAACGGAACAGAAACCGAGCCUCUGCCUCCUGAGCUGCAGCCUCUAAUAGCUGCAGCGGACGGCGACGACGCCGAGGUCAACGCCACCGACCCGAUUGUGCGUCUGUUUCUGAAGAGGCAGCGCCGCAUGAAGGAGGUGAAGAAGCGCAGGGAGGCCGGCGUGCUGGAGCGGCUGGAACGAUUUGCUGUUAAAAAGUAUUAUACGAUACGGAGAGGGUUCUUGAUGUCAGCCAUUGCAAUGCGAAACCUGGCGGUGGGUCUCCCGCCGCUGGAGCAGCUCACCAGGGAAGUCGCCUUUGCCAACAUGAAAGAACCUCAGGCUGAGGCCAACCAAGACGAGCGGCUCAAAGACGAAGUUGGUCACGGAGAACUGUGAAGCCGCCGGGACCAAAGAUUUUUCGGUACUGAUGAACUCCCUGCAGGUGCUGGAUCACACAUUCCAGUCUGAAGUGUGUGUUAUUAUUACUACUGGACUGUUACUACGCUGGGACGUCGCUGCCCAGACAUCAAGGGAUUUGAGAUUUUCUAUGCUUCUGAAAUAUUUUGCCAUUCCAGAUUAUUUCCAAAUAUAAAUUCAGUAUUUUCUUAUAGAUUUUGUUUAAGGAUCUGAAUUUAUUACAGAAGAUAAUUUUCUGUUACAGCUGCAGCAGAAGACGUUAACUGACUAGUUAUGGCAUAAUUAAAAUGACAAGCAACUGCUCUGUGACAGCUACAAGUAAGACCUGCGAGAACACUAUUAUAAAUAAGCUAAAUUAAUGCUGCUUUGUCUUGAAUGAAGAUUCAGAUUAGGGGGCGAAGCUUGUGACUGAAUGAAGAAUGUUUUAUGUCUAAAGAGGGCAGAUUUCAGUGAAACCCGAUGACCUGAA
Messenger RNA from Stegastes partitus (bicolor damselfish), 2934 nucleotides. RefSeq names its product gamma-glutamyl carboxylase (gene ggcx). Gene Ontology annotation, biological process: peptidyl-glutamic acid carboxylation. Lineage: Eukaryota; Metazoa; Chordata; Actinopteri; Pomacentridae. The coding region runs from base 150 to 2444 and encodes 764 amino acids. Gene Ontology annotation, molecular function: vitamin binding; gamma-glutamyl carboxylase activity. The record is from RefSeq and is a predicted model, not a curated record. The transcript is spliced from 15 exons.